Messenger RNA from Pipistrellus nathusii (Nathusius's pipistrelle), 4863 nucleotides. The record is from the annotation of a GenBank genome assembly. NCBI's taxonomy places the organism in Eukaryota, Metazoa, Chordata, Mammalia, Chiroptera, Vespertilionidae.
AUGGAGGGCUGCCUGGGGGCGGAAUCCUUCCAGAUGUGGGAGCUCAACCGCCGCCUGGAGGCCUACCUGGCCCGGGUGAAGGCGCUGGAGGAGCAGCAUGAGCUGCUCAGCGCCGAGCUCGUGGGCCUCCGCGCGCGCGCCGGGGACGCCUCGUGGCGGGCCCGCGCCGACGGCGAGCUGGCGGCGCUGCGGGCCCUCGUGGACCAGCGCUGGCGGGAGAGGCACGCGGCCGAGGUGGCGCGCGACGGGCUGGCGCGGGAGGCGGAGGGCGCGGCGGGCCGGUGCCGGCAGCAGCGCCGGGCCCGCGAGCGGGCGGCCGAGGAGCUGGCCCGCAGCCGGCGCGCGGCGGAGGCGGAGGAGGGCGCGCGGGCCUGGCUGAGCGGCCGGGCGGCCGCGCUGGAGCGCGAGCUGGAGGCCCUGCGCGCCGAGCACGAGGAGGAGCGCGCGGGCCUGGCCGUGCCCACGGCGGCCGCCGCCGGGCCCCCGCGCCCGCCCCGCGCGCCCCCGGCGGCGCCCGGCCCCGAGGUGGAGGAGCUGGCGCGGCUGCUGGGCGAGGCGUGGCGCGGGGCCGUGCGCGGCUACCAGGAGCGCGUGGAGCGCAUGGAGGCGGCGCUGGGCGAGGCCCGCCAGAGGCUGGGGCACGCGGUGCAGGGCGCCCGCCGGGGGCACCUGGAGCUGCAGCAGCUGCAGGCCGAGCGCGGCGGCCUCCAGGAGCGCAGGGCAGCCCUGGAGCAGAGGCUGGAGGGCCGUUGGCAGGAGCAACUGAGGGCCGCUGAGAAGUUCCAGCUGGCCGUGGAGGCCCUGGAGCAGGAGAAAAAGGACCUACAGAGUCAGAUUGCCCAGGUCCUGGAAGGUCGGCAGCAGCUGGCAAGCCUCAAGAUGUCCCUCAGCCUGGAGGUGGCCACGUACAGGACCCUCCUAGAGGCUGAGAACUCCCGACUGCAGAUGCCUGGCGGCGGGUCCAAGGCUUCCUUCAGCUUCCAGGACCCCAAGCUGGAGCUUCAUUUUCCUGGUACUCCAGAGGGCCAGCGUCUGGGACCUCUGCUCUCUGUCCUCAGCCCUACUCCCCUCUCCUUGCCCUUACCUGACACUCUUCAGACACCUGUUCCAGCCUUUCUGAAGAGCCAGGAAUUCCUCCAGGCUCGCACCCCCACCUUGGCCAGCACCCCUCUUCCGCCCCCAGCUCAGGCUCCCUGCCCUGCGACAGAUGGAGAGAUCAGGGCCCAGGAUGCCCCUCUCUCUGUGCUCCAGCCAGAGGUUGGGCAGCAACCGUCUCCACAGGCCAUGAGGGCUGAAGCCAAUGUAGCCAUCCCUGCCAGCAUCCUGCCAGGACCAGAGCAGCCUGGGGGCCAGCAGCUAAAGGCCAGUACAGGCCAGUCCCCUGAGGACCAUGCCUCCUUGGCCCCACUCCUCAGCCCUGACCACCCCAGUUUAGAGGGCAAAGAUGGAGAACCCAGUAAGACUAGAGCGUCCGGCCAAUUUCAGAAGGAAGAUGAAGGGGAACUGGCAGAGAAAGAAAUAGCCAUAGAGGUCAAAGUGGUAACCAGCCCGCAGCAGCAAACACAGCAAGAAGAGGGGGAUCUGAACAGGAAGGAAAUCCAGGGCUCCCAGGGUCCUUUGGAAAAAGAAACUCUGAAGUCUCUGGAAGAGGAGGGUCAAGAGCCACUGAUGUUUCUGGAAAAACAGAGCCAAGAGACACUGAGACCUCUAGGGAAGGAGAAUCAAGAGCUAUUGACGUCUUUAGCAGAAAAGGACAUGGAGGUAGUGGGAGCUCUAGAAAAAGAGACUCCAGAACUAUUUAAGCCUGCAGAAAAAGAGGACCUGCCGACAUCGCAAUCUCUCGAAGAAGAGAAUCAAGAACUAGUGAGGUCUCUUGGAGAUAAUCUAGAGACAUUUUUAUAUCCAGGGAAGGGAAAUCAAGAAUUAGUGCAGUCUCUGGAAGAGGAGGACUUUGAGUUCUUGAGCACUCUAGAAAAACAGAAUCAAGAACCACCAAUGUCUGUAGGAGAACAGGACCAGAAAACACUGAGGACUCUAGGAAACGAAAAUCCUGAGUCUCUGGGGUCUCUAGAAGAGAAUCAAGAGUCCCUGAGUUCUCUAGAGAAGGAGAACCAGGAGCCACGGAGGCCUCUAGAAGGAGAGGACCAGGAGACACCGAUACCUCUAGCAAAGGAGACUCAACAGCCACCGGAGUCUCCAGGGGAAGAAGACCAAAUGACAUUGAGAUGUUUGGAAGAGGUGGAACCAGAGCCACUGAAGCCUCUUGGAAAAGACCAGGGGAUAGUUAGACCUCUUGAAAAAGAGAAUCAAGAGUUAUUCAGAUCCCUAAACGAAGAGCGUGUAGAGGCAGUAAGAUGUUUAGAAACAGAGAAUCUAGAACCGCUAACGUCUGCAGGAGAAGAUCUGGAAACAGUAAAGUCUGCAGAAAUUCAAGGGCCAUUGUGGUCACCGGAAGAAAUGAACCGUGAGACCACGAAACCUCUAGAAAAGGAAAUCCGAGAAUCGCUGGGGUCUGUGGAAGAGAGCCAGGAGUCAGUGAAGUCCCCAGGAAAGGAGAACCAAGAACCAUUGAGACCCCUGGGAGAAUGGGACCUAGAAAAUGUGAGAUCUCUGGAAGAGGUAGGCAAGGAAAGUCAAAAGUAUCUGGAAGAGGAAGAGAACUUGGAGAAGGGAGAGAAUCAAGAGUCGCUGAGGUCUCUGGAAGAGGAGGGACAGGAGCUGCUGCUGUCGGCAGAUCAGCAAAGGUGGAAAGAUACGGUGAUGGGGGUCCAUGAACUGGAUCAGGAAACGCCCUCUGGGAGGGCAGAGGCGGACGAUGAGGAUGAGGCAGAGCUGGAGCUGAGGGAAUGUGAUGGGAAGGAGGGAUCUGCAGACGAGGGAGAACGGCAGUUGCCUGUCGAAGGAGGAGCCUGGAGCACAGGUGAGGGGCACCCAGGGAGCCCUGAGCCCAAGGAGCAGAGGGCUCCGGCUGAGGGCACCAGUGGGGAGGGGGUUGCUGAGGGCCUUCAGAAACCUGAAGGGCAGCCAGAGACCGCGGGGGCCCAAGGCCUCCACGCUCCCUGGGGAGUGUCAGAGGUGAUAGAGCCAGGAUUGGAAAAUGAGAAUAAGGUCCCAGGGGGUGGCCGAGCCUCCCCAGAGGUCUCCUUGGGGUUGGAGGCAGCCAUGGGUGAGUCUGCUUCAGGAGCUGAGCAGGGACUGGAGCAGAAGAUGGUAGGGUUGGAGGACCCAGGCCACCUGGCCAGAGAGGAGGUGAUGGAGCCAGUCCCGGGGGGAGAAAGUUUGGAGGCGAAGAGCGUGCAGGGCUUGGAAGGGCCUGAGAAGGAUCUAGAGGAGGCAGCUGCUCCGGAGCCAGAGCUUUCCGUGCUGCCCAGAAAGAGCAGCGACUCCCUGGAGUCUCCUGGGGCUGGGGAGGAGUUGGAGCCUGAGGUCCCCUCGGGAGAAGAUGAGGUGCUCCCCACUGAGACCUUGUGCCACGAUGCAAGUGAUACCCCUCAACCCAGGCUCCUGGGGCCAGAGGAAGCUGAGGAGGAUGCGGAGCCAGUACUAGGGUCGUCCAGCCCAAGGCCCACUGAGCCCUCGUCACUCACCCCAAUCCCUGAAGCUGCCCCUGGGCCCCAGCCCCUAGCAGAGGGGAACCAGGAGGCGGGCUGGGGGCUGGAGGGCAGGGCUGAGGCCCUGGAAAAGGUGGAGGGUGGGAAGGAGGAGUUGGGUCCUGGGGGACUCCCCGAGGGCCUCCAAGAUGAGGAGGAAGAGAGCAGAGAUGAGAGCGAGGCUGAUGAGCUGGGGGAGACCCUUCCUGACUCCACGCCCCUGGCCCUGUACCUCAGCUCCCCUGCCUCGUCCCAGUGGGAGCUAGCUGCAGGGCAGAGGCCCUCGCCCCAAGGGGAGGCCAGAAAGGAGGGAUGUGACUUUGCUGUCCUGACCCCUGAGGGCGAUGGGGCCCACUCAGAGGAGGAAGAGGAGGAGAAGGAGGAGGAGGAGGAAGAAGAGGAGGAGGAAGAAGAAGGAAAGGAGGGGGAAGAGGAGGAGGAGGAGGAAAGGGGAGAUGAAGAGGAGGGAGGGGGAGAUGAGGAGGAGGAAUGUGGCCAGGACUCUGACCUGUCAGAGGAAUUUGAGGACAAUGUGGGGACUGAGGCUUCUGUCCUUCUUGGGAACCCCGGGGAAUUGAUGGAACCUUUGGGCCAGGUGCCCCAGGUGCCCCUGGAGCCUGCAGCCUGGGGUCAGGAUGGGGAGUCUGAUGGGUUUGCAGAUGAGGAAGAGAGUGGGGAGGAUGGAGAGGAGGGGGAGGAAGAGGAGCAGAAGGAGCCAGCGGGCGGGCAGUGGGGGCCAGGGCCCUCAGUGGACAGCCUUCCUGCCAUGAGCAGCCCUCAGAGGGAGAACCUCCUGGGGUCUGAGGCUGUGGAUGCCAGCAUCCCCUGGGAUGAUGGCUUGAGGGGUGCAGCCGCUGACCCCCCUAUGACUGCCCAGGAGACUGAGUCCCCAGACAGCACGGAGCCCUCUGGCUCCGAGGAGGAGUCUGAGGAUGCUCCCUCGGAGGGGGAGGACCAAGGUCCAGGCCCUCUGGGGACCCUCAGCGGAACGGAGGAGGACUCCCCUGGAGUCAAUGGCCAAGGCCCCAGCUUGAAGGAUGAGUUGGAGCAUGUGAAUGGGGGGCUGGUGAAUGGGGUGGGGCAGUCUGACGGAGCAGGGCAGGGAAAACGGGGGGCCCUUGAGGGGGACCAAGGGGAGCCUUUGGAGGAGGAGGAGGGGAGUGCCCUGAAGGCCUCGUGGGCAGGGCCUUCUCUUCAUCUGGACCCGGGCCAGUUCCUGAAGUUCACGCAGAGGGAAGGCGAAGGGGACUCCUGGUCCUCGGGGGAAGACUAG